AUGAGGUUCCUUCUACUCGCCGUCUUCGCCAUCUUGGGCUACGCCGGCGCCAACUGCGGAUGUCUCAAGUGCUCCAAACACCUCACCGUCCUCGGGGAAAUCCCCGGCGCGCCCGGCCAGUCGCCCAUCAAAGUAAUCGCCCGAUGCGACAGGGGAUACCCCAAUCUCUGCGACACCAUCGUUCCAGUGCAGCCCGUCAUCCAAGUGCCGGCGCCCCAGCAGGGGCCGGUCACCACCGCCGGACACCAGUACCCAGUCAAAUGUAAACCCUUCUACAAGCCGUGCAUGGCCCACGGGGGUUGUUACAUGGGCAGCGGAGCCAUUACGGGACCUCUAGCAGCUGGGAAUCCUUGCGCAGCUCAAGGAGAAGGCAACGUUUACACCUACUCGGGCUACUACGGACCGAUUGUACCUGUAAAAAUCCAAGUACCAGCCCAACCCGAUGAUGAUGAUAGGAAAUACUACACUUUGAAGGGCCUCAGGACCGCCGUAGACAGAAUCAUCAUUCCUGCUCCAGGCGUCAGCCCGACUGGAGAAACCGAUUUCGAUCGCUACGUCAGCGGACAAUUCGCCGGUUGUGGAGGCGGUUGCGGAGGCGGUUGCGGAGGCGGUUGCGGAGGCGGUUGCGGAGGCGGUUGUUGCCGAUCGAGCUGCUACACGUGUCACCACAGGUACGAUAAUUCAUUAGAACCGGGCGAUUCGCACAAUCGCUGUAAGAGGCAGCUGCUGCAGCACGGCUACAAAUUCAUCGUGAACAUGCUGCCGCCCUUUAUCCAGGAACCCGUUAAAGAUACCGUGAAUAGAAUGGCGAUAACGCAUCCGGAUAAAAAGUUGAGGAAAGUCUACAAUCUACCACCUCCGCCGUUAACGUUUAAGGAAAAGUUAGAGUUGAAGCGCAAGCAGAACGUUGCUGCGUUGAAGAACAAACUCUUCGGUAAACAAGCAAAGUCUAACAAAGUUUUGUACGAAGAAAACAAGAAAUCUAAGCGAUACAAUUCACCCAACCGACAUAGAAUAGUAGUAGACGAUAGUAGAAUCGACGAAGAAUCCACUAACUUCAUCGACAGUCUACUCAAAUCGGAACCGAAGAAGAAACCAACAUUAAUACCCAGAUCUAACAAGUACAAGAACUGGUUGAAGGAAACCACUUCGGCGGAAGUUCUGGGCGAACAUUUCGCGAAGAAGAAGAGAAAACCGACUGGUCGGAUGAGCAGAAAGGAGAAGGCCAUGUUUUUGGCCAAAUUACGGAAGCUUAACGAAGAAGAUUCGCCGAGAAGGCGACCUAGAAGGUCCAUCAUCAUAGGCUCGGACGAAUUGAACCUGCCUCUGUAUCAAGUCAAAGUAAAAGACAGCGCCGAGGAAAACGAAAUCGAUUCGUACGAAGAUUACGAUGAUGAGGAAGAUAACGAAUCGGAGGAGAGAGUAGGAAAGAGGAGAUUCGACGCUUCGAAAGAGGAACUAAUCAGAAAAGCCAUCAGAGAGGAACUGAAAAAGUUCAAGCAAGUCCAAAGCGAAGAGGACCUCGCAGGAGAUCCGGCUUCUCUGAUGCGAAACGACAAAAUCGCCGCGAAAUUUCCGCUGCUGCGCGUGCUCUCCUUCCCCGUGAAGCUCCUCAAAGGCGUCAAAAACAACGAGGAUCUACCCAUAGUAGGCGCCGUACCUCGCAUGAUCAUCGACACCAAGAAGUACUUCAAAGACUUCGGCAAGAACCUCAAGAAGAACUUCCUGCAUUUCACCAGCGACAUCAUCGGCGACUUCGACGCCGACACCAAAACCAGCAACUUCCUGGCCGACAUCGCGAAAUCCAGCAGGAUCGAACGAAGCUUGCUGCAAAGCAGGAUUAAACGCGAAAAUUUUCGCAGCGUUUCCGACGCCAAAGUCCGCAAAAAGCGCUACGUCCUGAAGAUGGUCGACGACGACGAAAUCGAGGAGCUGCUCAGGAAGAAACUGGGCAGGAUGUUCGACGCGGAGCCCAAGGCGCGCAAACCCCGCAGGAAAUCCAAACUCAAACCGAAAAUGUUCACCCAAAACGAUGAAGUUCCGAUGAAGCGCAAGCACCACCACAACUCCGAGCCGAUACUGAGGAAAACCCACGAGGACGCCGCGCCGGAGCGUCGCAAGAAGAAGAUCACCAUCGAACCCAUCAAGACCAAGGUGAUCAUCGACAACAACGGCCUGCCCUUCAUGGAAGUCGACGGCUACAAGCGCCCGUUGUUCACCAAACGCCUCAAACAUCUCGAAGAAUCUCGCGAUCGCUUCGACUCCUCCGAGGAGGUGAACCUGCAGAAGAUCCACCACGUCAUCGACGACGCCAAGUCCAACGAUCGGGUGCGCUCCCGGCUCUCCGACGCCCCCGUCGAGGCGCUCAAAGACAAGAUCUCCCAGCUGCUCUACGACAUCGAUCUUCUAGUGCACAUGGACUUUGCGAAGUACGACGAGAUCUACGAUGACCUCAUCGAGGUGCAAUCGGUGAAGACCUCCAUCGUGCAGUCGUGGAAGCGGCUGGUGAUGGACAAGAAGAUCAACGAUUACAACGCCAAAAUCGAGCUGCUGGAGAUGUUCGGGCGGCUGCAGAGGAUGAAGAGCGAUACAGUCGAGAGGAUCGUGGUGGUGAUGGUGGAGGAUUGUGAGAAUUCCUUCGCUUUGAAGAAGAGCAUCGAGGCUUUGAUGGCCUUGCACAAGAUCCAAUGCAUCAUCGAUCAAGUUGUGACUUGUUUCCAGGAGAAAUUCGAAACUGGAGCGAAGUUCGACAUGGCUAAAGAGAUCAAAUUCGUGGAUUUCUUGGCUUCGUUGAAAUUCGUGAGGGCGAAGACCAGAAACGAGAUGAUCGAUUCGCUGAAAGAUGAAAGAGACCAGGAACUCCAGGAGGCUAUUAAACUGUUAGAUAAACUGAAGAAGUUGUUGGAUGAAAACGACGAAACCAUCGAAGAUGAAGCGAAUGUGUUGUGGGAAAUGAAGCACGUGCAGCAAAUGCAGAUAAACACGAUCAAAGAAACGUACGAGAGGUUGCAGGAAGGUCUGAAGAUCAAGAAGAACAUGAAAAUCCUGUUCGAUUUAUCGAGGAGAUUGAAACAGCUGCAGGAGAAAGAGAAGGAGGUUUGUUCGGGCGGUUCCGGAGAAACGAGCGACGAGGAAACCGACGAUGAAGGAUCCGAUGAGGAAAAAGUGAAGAUGAAAAAAUCGAAAUUCGAUCCGGAGGAAUUCAAGAAGAAGUGGAAGAGCAAGCUGAACAAAAAGAAGGAGUUUAUAGAGGAUAGUUUCAAGAAGAAGUUGAGGAAACUUAAGAAGUUGAAGGAGAUAUUCGGAUCGGCGGAGGUGGAAAGCGGCGAUGAAGAUGAAUGA
This is a messenger RNA of Phyllotreta striolata, 3342 nucleotides long. The record is from the annotation of a GenBank genome assembly. Lineage: Eukaryota; Metazoa; Arthropoda; Insecta; Coleoptera; Chrysomelidae.